GAUCGUUUGGUAAGCACGGUGACGCCUCGGCGGGUUACAGACACGAGACAGAUGUAGUGUUGGAGAGGAUAUGACUAAGUUUUAUCAGAGGAAAUACAUUUAUAAGUCCUCAGAGUGACAUCUGUCAGUGCCAGUUGUGCCUCUAUCGUUGGAGGUAACUGUCUCCAUUCACUCUCUCUCACUCUCACUCUCGCUUUCUUUAUCUCUCUAUCUCAGUCUCGUCUCUCAGUAGCAGUUGUUUAUUCUCUGUGAACGAUACAAGUGGGUUUUGUUAUCGUGUGUGUGAGAUUUACUGCCACAGAAAGUCAGGCUGAGGCAGUGAUUGGUUCAGUCAUGAAGCUCCAAGUGGCUGUGUUAUGUGUGGUGGGUCUCUGGUGUGGCGGAGGAGCAGCUCAACAACCACAAGCUGAAGACUGUAUCGUAUACGAGGGUCAGGAAGACAUCAACCAAGCCAAUGUGAAGGAACUCCAGCAUCAGACAUCAAUAGGCAUAACACCACACACCAAGUCAUUAUCAGCUCAGCUCUACCUCACAUCCACCGCCACUAACCAAUCCUGCGCCAUCCUCUUCGUGGGAGGGAUGGUGGCAGCCAACUGUCCUGAAGGAUCUAGUGUGCAUCGCCAGUGGCCAGUGGAGAUAUUCAGCCCAAAGGAUACGACAGAACUCUGGUUGCAAGUAGAUAAGGAUUCGGAGGAUGCGGUAAAGGAUUCCUCCUCCUCGGGUGUGCUGUUGGUGGGGCGUCGUGGGAAACAUCGAGGUCGUUUGAUGUUUUCUACUAAGGCUUUGAUGCCUCCUGUCCGCAUGUCAUGGGGAGUUCAUUCUCCUAUGGACUACUAUUACAACUGUCUAACAGGGUGUGUGUACAGUAAGGUAGCCCAGACUCAACAAGGUGACAACACAGUGUACCUACAUCAGGGUCAAGGUCACAUCAACAUGAGUCUGACUUAUGCUUCUUCUCGAGGUCAGAGGGAGUCUUACUUGACCUCAGAUGACCUCGGCCCACCACAAGACCUGAAGAACAUUACUUUCGUUUGGAAUGAUCAGAUCGGUAAUAUUGGGGCACUAGUGGACGGUGCUCCUGUAGGCGGGCUCACCCUCUACCAGCCCCUGGCCAGAGACAAGUGGGUGGAGGUGGAGGUCGUGGAGGGAGACGCCCUAGUGGCCGCCUGUGAGCCUCGGUACCAGGAGGUGGAUGGUCGUCAUCCUCCUUCGGCAGAUGUUGAACCAUGCAUGAUGACUACUACCGAAGACGCUACAGACAUCACAACUCAACCUCCUGCUAUUAAUGACGGUAACCCACAACAAGUCAAUGGCUACAUCAUCCCAGGCUGGCUACUCGUCAUCAUCAUUCUGGUGUUGAUAUUAAGUGUAGCUAUCACUGCCGUGGUGGUCAUUCUACAAUGCCGGAGGCUUACUAAGGACAACCAAUCCAUCACCUUCCCGAAAUUCUCCUCUAUGCGGUCCAUUCGCUCCAUAAGAUCCAAUCGUUCUGUGGGCUCCAAUCGUUCUGCGGGCUCCAAUCGUUCUGCGGGCUCUAGUAAGCGUCGUAAAGAUCAACCUGACGGUAUAGCCGAAGAAGGGGAUUGUAAGGGUAACUCGGAGGACACAGGGGCGCUCUCCGAUACGGUGAUGACUCCUGCAAGUACCCCAGGGUCAUUAGAUGGUCACAGCUCAAACAAGAUGGUCUCCACUGAAGAAUUUGUUGAUCUGGAGCUUAUGUGAGGCAUGAGGGGGGGGGU
Homarus americanus (American lobster) is the source of this 1739-nucleotide messenger RNA. RefSeq lists its product as uncharacterized. Lineage: Eukaryota; Metazoa; Arthropoda; Malacostraca; Decapoda; Nephropidae. The record is from RefSeq and is a predicted model, not a curated record. The transcript has 6 exons. The coding region runs from base 334 to 1722 and encodes 462 amino acids.